Triticum aestivum (bread wheat) is the source of this 826-nucleotide messenger RNA. Its product is annotated as chlorophyll a-b binding protein of LHCII type 1. Gene Ontology annotation, biological process: photosynthesis, light harvesting. NCBI's taxonomy places the organism in Eukaryota, Viridiplantae, Streptophyta, Magnoliopsida, Poales, Poaceae. Gene Ontology annotation, cellular component: membrane. The record is from RefSeq and is a predicted model, not a curated record.
GAGGGCCGCAUCACAAUGCGCAAGACGGCGGCCAAGGCCAAGCCCGCCGCUUCCAGCAGCCCGUGGUACGGCCCGGACCGUGUCCUCUAUCUCGGCCCACUCUCCGGUGAUGCGCCGUCCUACCUCACCGGCGAGUUCCCUGGCGACUAUGGCUGGGACACGGCCGGGCUCUCGGCUGACCCGGAGACGUUCGCGAAGAACAGGGAGCUCGAGGUGAUCCACUGUCGGUGGGCCAUGCUCGGUGCUCUUGGCUGCGUCUUCCCAGAGCUUCUUGCUCGCAACGGCGUCAAGUUCGGCGAGGCUGUGUGGUUCAAAGCUGGUUCUCAAAUCUUCAGCGAGGGUGGGCUGGACUACCUCGGCAACCCCAGCCUUGUCCAUGCACAGAGCAUCCUCGCCAUCUGGGCCUGCCAGGUCGUGCUCAUGGGCGCCGUCGAGGGGUACCGCGUCGCUGGUGGCCCACUCGGUGAGAUCGUCGACCCCCUCUACCCCGGCGGUAGCUUCGACCCCCUCGGGUUGGCUGAUGACCCUGAGGCAUUUGCGGAGCUCAAGGUGAAGGAGAUCAAGAACGGCCGGCUCGCCAUGUUCUCCAUGUUUGGCUUCUUCGUUCAGGCCAUCGUCACCGGCAAGGGGCCCCUUGAGAACCUUGCCGACCACCUCGCCGAUCCCGUGAACAACAACGCCUGGGCAUUCGCCACCAACUUCGUCCCCGGGAAGUGAAUAUGAGGCGAUGCCUGUUCCCUUCGGGGCUUGGGAUGUAUGGAACAGACAUGGGUUGUGUGAAACAAAACAAGGGCUACUGCGGGUGUUUUUUUCACCUGUACGAUUA